UUACACCAGAGACUUUUCGUAAGAAUAAUGCUACCUCUAAAGUAAAAAUAAGCAAAGCCGUUAAUAAAUAUACUACAUCUUCCAAAAAAGCUCAACGAGAACCUCAACUUUAUGUAAAUGUGGAUCAGAGUAUAUCAAGCAACGUAACUAUACCAGUACUAAAGCAAGAUUUGGAUGUAACUAUACCAGUACUAAAACAAAGUAGACAAGAUUUGAACAAGACUGGCGUUUUUACAAAUUCAAUUAAAAAGUCAAACAAGAAUAUAGAAAAUCAAGUACAAAAAUUACCAAACAAUAAAGAUAAAUGUAUAUUUUACAAUAAACCUCCAUACAUUAUAGCAAUGCGUAAGAUAGGUAAUAACAAUCGGUGGCAAUCUUACAAAGUAAUUAAACUUGGCUAUUACCCAUCUAUCUCUAAAUUUACUCCAAAAAAAAAUGGCAUUGCAUAUCAGAUUCCCGAUAAAUAUGAAAUUGAAACUAAUUUAUCAGGAUUAUCUGUAAAAUGCAAAACUGAAUAUCAGCCAACUGGUAAUAUUAGUUAUACGAUUAGUUGGGUAAAUCCUUAUGGCGAUAUAAUAUCAAGUAGUAGUAUGACCUCAGCAAGUAAUGCUGGAAUUAAAUUUUUAACGGAUAUUUGUAACAAACCCAAUACACAUAUUUCUGGAGUAUUUUUAUUUGGUUUUGAUAUUGAACAUCUGCAUAAAGCAAGAAUAAAGGCACCUGUUAAUCGUAAACGUUCUUAUAUAGAAUUAGAGUCAGAAUCUCAAAAAAACAAACAAAUUGCACUAGCACAACGAUUGUAA
Dentiscutata erythropus is the source of this 803-nucleotide messenger RNA. The record is from the annotation of a GenBank genome assembly. Lineage: Eukaryota; Fungi; Glomeromycota; Glomeromycetes; Diversisporales; Gigasporaceae.